AACAGAAUGCCACAAAAAUGCUGAAGAUGCAAUUGAGUGAAAAUGUCUCAGUGAUGAAAACAGGAAACAUCACACUGGUGAACAGCUUCAUGCUCACAGGCUUGACAGACCUUCCACAGCUGCAGAUGGCCCUCUUUCUGACCUUCUUUGCCGUCUAUGCCAUGACCCUGGUGGGGAAUCUGGGCAUGAUUGUCUUAAUCAGGUCCAGCCCACAACUGCAUACCCCAAUGUACUUUUUACUCGGCAACCUCUCUUUCUUGGACAUCUGUUACUCAUCAUCCGUCACCCCAAAGUUCCUAGCCAAUCUCUUAAAAGAGAAGAAAGUCAUUUCUUUUGCUGGUUGCUUUACUCAACUUUUCUUUUAUGCUGCAUUUGGCACCACUGAGUGUUACCUCCUGGCUAUGAUGGCCUAUGACCGCUAUGUGGCUAUCUGUAACCCACUACUGUACUUAAUUACCAUGUCCCAAAGAAAGUGUGUCCUGCUAGUAGCUGUUUCUUAUGUUGCUGGGACAGUGAAUGCUUUAGUGCACACCACUGCUGCAUCGAGACUAUCCUUUUGUGGCCCAAACAUCAUUAAGAAUUUUUACUGUGAAGGCCCUCCACUUUUUGAUCUUUCCUGCUCAGACAUCAGUCUCAAUGAUAUGUUGAUGUUUGUCUUUGUUGGGUUCAAUAUGAUAACAACCAGCGUGAUUAUUCUGACCUCCUACACAUACAUCCUGAUCACUGUUUUAAAGAUCCACUCUGCCAAGAGCCGACAGAAAGCCUUCUCCACUUGCACGUCUCACCUCAUGGUCAUCACCAUUUUCUAUGGAUGUCUUAGCUUCAUGUAUGCACGUCCUAGCUCCAGGAAGACUUACCACCUUGACAAAAUGGCUUCUGUGUUCUAUGUAGUGGUGAUCCCAAUGCUGAAUCCCUUGAUAUACAGUGUGAGGAACCAGGAAGUCAGGAGUGCUUUCAGAAAAGUCCUGGAAAGAAAACUGGUUUUUCAGUCUAGGAUGAUACUUUCUGUACAGGUUAUACCUUCACGAGAUCAUAGGAGAUAA
Molecule: messenger RNA, 1043 nt
Organism: Rhineura floridana
Lineage: Eukaryota; Metazoa; Chordata; Lepidosauria; Squamata; Rhineuridae
Product: olfactory receptor 5J3-like
Exons: 2
Coding region: 18-1043 (341 amino acids)
Biological process (GO): G protein-coupled receptor signaling pathway; sensory perception of smell
Cellular component (GO): membrane
Molecular function (GO): olfactory receptor activity; odorant binding; G protein-coupled receptor activity
Source: RefSeq, a predicted model, not a curated record